AAUGUCAUUUAAAUAGAGACAGAGAACCUUACCAGCUAAAACUUGAGACAGAGACAGAGAGAGAUACAGUGAGAACUUCACACUCCUGCAGAGAAGACAAAGAUGAAGAUGAGCUGUGUGUGUUUGGUUCUGGGGCUGGUCCUGCUGAUGACCGUCUCCUCAGAUGCUGAGCCUCAUGGCACUGGCGGCCCUUAUCAGUGCUGUUUUGAAUUCGUCCAUUUUAAAAUUCCAGAAAAAAAUAUCAUACAGGUUGUGAAAACACAUUCCAACUGCCCAAAGCCAGGCUAUGUGGUCACAACACUGAGAGGCCAGUUCUGCAAGGAAGAAGUAGUCCUGAAGAAAAACUAGAUUUCAGAGCUGGAGCUUCAACACAACCCAGACAGAGCACACAGAACAGCUAAAAGCUUUAGGCAAUGUUUUAGUCAUUGCAUCAUUUUAUCAAUCAGUGCUUUGCUUUUCCAGUUUUAUCAGUGCUUGUUUAAUGCUGUGAA
Colossoma macropomum (tambaqui) is the source of this 491-nucleotide messenger RNA. RefSeq names its product C-C motif chemokine 14-like. The coding region runs from base 103 to 348 and encodes 81 amino acids. The transcript is spliced from 3 exons. Gene Ontology annotation, molecular function: chemokine activity. The record is from RefSeq and is a predicted model, not a curated record. Gene Ontology annotation, biological process: immune response. Gene Ontology annotation, cellular component: extracellular region. Lineage: Eukaryota; Metazoa; Chordata; Actinopteri; Characiformes; Serrasalmidae.